Molecule: messenger RNA, 3066 nt
Organism: Macrobrachium nipponense
Lineage: Eukaryota; Metazoa; Arthropoda; Malacostraca; Decapoda; Palaemonidae
Exons: 8
Coding region: 408-1601 (397 amino acids)
Source: RefSeq, a predicted model, not a curated record
UAUAUCCGAUAUGUUGUAGACUUAUUGCUUAUGCUAUAUAUCUCUCUCUGCAUAUUUUUCCACUUAAAUUUGGGUCAAUCUUUUUUGACAGUUUUCCUUCACCUGACUACAUACAGCAUAUGAAAUCUUCUUCUCUUACAGGUUUAGUUAGAAAUCCGCUGAAAAGACGAGCUGGUACUUUAGAUUUCAAGCGCGAAAGAAAAUCUUCCAUUUUCCUCUUAUUGUCGUUUAAAGUGAUCGUAUUUAAGUUCCUGUUUAGACCGUGUGAUGUCAACAGCGUUUUCUAGCGUCCACUUCUAAGUCGCCCCUGCAAAGGACAGCUGCAUGUGUAUUCUCAACUUCUUAUAUAUAGGAGAAUCGCAUUCCUUCACAUCCCAUCAGGCUGAGAGAGAGCCGUUGGAUAGAGGAUGAGGCCAGUGAAGAAGAUUGUCUAUGCCCUUCCAGCAAGCGUCCUUUUCGUUACUUUAUACAGUUUGGGCCGAGAAGGCAAUUUCUCUGGUGAAGCCAAAGAUGGAUUUCUUCACACUCUCGCCUCUGACAACUCUGCUUCGGAAAUGAUGCACAUCACUGACGAAACUUUGGAGCAUGGGUCUAUUAUUGUCGCCCACCAGCCCCCACAGACACGGAAGUCACGAGUGGUCUUUGUGUCUCGGGCGCAGAUCAAACCAAUACGAUACGUCAAUAGACCGCUGCCCGACCCUGCGCGUCUUUACAAAGAAGCAAAUCCUCAGUGGAUGUCGUGGGGCCCGAGGCUUCGGGAGGUCAGAGAUUACUUCCGGUACCUUCGGACACCUCAGGUCAACUGCAGGAAACUGAAGAGGAUGGGGGGAGAGGUGCAGUGUGAUCGUUCUGGAGACGGCGAGGGCAUGGAUGGACAUAAGUACAUCUGCAUGGAACCAGCCUUCAUGCUUACGCAAAAUCAGGGGGAUGUACGGGAGUGCCUCACCCUCUCCUUCGGGACUCAUUUCGAGACGUCCUUCGACGAAGUCAUGGCAGACCUUCCCUGCGAAGUCCACAUGUUCGACGUCCUUGACUACAGGCCGCUACUCGCUGCAGUGAACCCCAAUGUUUACUUCCACCAGGAAGGAAUAGCAGCCGAAAGACGCGUAGAUAUCUACUCCAACUCCAAUGCAACCGCUCAGAUGUUCACGUUGAGAGAACACGUUUCUAGGCUAAAUCUUACCAACCGCCUUAUCCAUGUUCUAAAGGUAGAUAUCGAAAACAGUGAAUGGGAAGUGUUUAAGGACAUUGCUAACGACCCAAUAUUCAACGCAGUAGGACAGGUAGCGCUCGAGGUGCACACCUUAGACUUGGUGAAGGAUCUAAAUACAUCGUGGAGUAAAAAUGUGCCCAAGGAGGAGUGGCUGCAGGUCACACAGGCUAAAUUUGAUGUUCUCAGGGCUAUAGAGGCUCGUGGUUUCCGGCGCGUCCUCUACUGGGACAACUACCAGAGGGCGUAUCCCUACUUCGACGACACCGGCGCUCGAUACGAGACGUCUGGAGAAAUACUCUACAUCAACACGAAUUGGUACGAUCCAGCCUUCAGGAAACGGCUCGCUGACCAGGGCUACGAGUUUCGUGAUGUACUACAGAGAUAUUAGCGUGCAUCGCUUCAUUUUUAUUAGUAGUGCCAUAUCAAAUCGCUUGGGUGUGAGAGGAACGGGCCAUCAGUGAAUUAGUCUGUGAUGCUGUUGUGCUUCUUAACUGCUCCUCAAUCAUUUUGGAUAAUGUUCGUAGGCAGUUUAAUACAUGAUUUAAACAGCUGUCUCACUUUAUGGCUUUUUCAUUUGGAUAAUAUUCGUAGGGAGUUUUAUACAUGAUUUAAACAGCUGUCUCACCUCAAGGCCUUUUCAUUUGGUAAUAUUCGUAGGAAGUUGUACGCAUCGUUUGAACAUGUACCUCACCAUAUGGACUUUGUGUAGUUAGCUUGUUCUUGAAGCGGAGCUUUUAGUGUCAAACAAAGUUAGAAAUUCUUUGCCUUGCCACGAGCAAUGUAUUAGCUGGUAAGAGACGACUGGAUUUCAGCUGCUAAACUUGAUGCCUUUACUGUAAUUCAUCUUCUUCGCUAACUAUUUUUCUCUGCGAUUUUAUACAAGAUUAUAACUUAUUAUUGCUCAGUAUUAGCCACUGAUCUCUAGGGGUGACAAGCAAUCAGAGUUUCUUCUGGGACGUCUCGAAGGGCAGAUAGUGAGACAAUGCAUCUUUCAUCCUAAGAAUGACAUUGAAAGAACAUUGUUAUUAUUUCAGACAUUGCUGCAAAGAACAAAUAGAGAGAGAAGUUUCGCUCCGUUGAAUUUUGAGGUUGAAUCUAAACAGGACAGCAACUAUCCUAUAUAGAUGCUUCUCAUUUCGGAACAAAUUUAACGUAUAUUAAGUACAAUUCCAUAGAAUUGCAAAUUAUACCUACUUCGAUAUUCAUUUUGAUAUCUGAUUGUCCCUUUUUGAUACCGACUAAUUCUUAGUUUUCUGUAAAAAUAAAACUAUUGAGAUAGUAUUUUGUCUGUCCGUCCGCCCUCAGAUCUAAAAAAAACUGCUGAGGCUAGAGGGCUGCAAAUUGGUAUGUUGAUCAUCCACCCUCCAGUCAUCAAACAUACUAAAUUGCAGCUCUCUAGCCUCGGAAGUUUUUAUUUUAUUCAAAGUUGAAUUUAGUCAUGAUUGUGCGUCUGGCAUCGCUAUAGGUACCAACACCAAACGCUACCACUAGGCUGUUGUUGAGAGUUUCAUACAGCAUUAUAUGCUGUAAAGAAAACUAUAUUACGCCAAAGGAACGUCUAAGCAUGUUUUUACUUGUCUAUUUUGUUUCUUCUCGUUUUUGGAAACCGUUUUCCCUUAUACCUAUAAUUACCUUCGUUUCUUCCUCAUUUUUUUUUUUUUUUUUUAGUUUAUUUCUCUUUACUCGGGUUAUUUUGUUAUCCACGUUUAUCGCCAGGUCUUUCAAGUCUUUCCUUCGACUAUUGUGUAAGAUCUUCGCGCCUUUUCCUGGCAUGAUCGAUACUUCAGAGCUGUCCAGUCUUGGAUCGGCGCCAUCUACUUGAAGUCGCUCAUUGUCGGAGUCAGUCGAUAAUU